This is a messenger RNA of Gamsiella multidivaricata, 435 nucleotides long. RefSeq lists its product as uncharacterized. The record is from RefSeq and is a predicted model, not a curated record. The transcript has a single exon. The coding region runs from base 1 to 435 and encodes 144 amino acids. Lineage: Eukaryota; Fungi; Mortierellomycota; Mortierellomycetes; Mortierellales; Mortierellaceae.
AUGGCAACAAAGACGAUGGCAAGACGGGCAGCCCCUGUCCUGACAACGCCAUCUUUCAGCCUAAUACGACGAGCUCACAGCCCACUUUAUCACAGGCUUUCGAAUACUACAGCCGCAUUUAGUGUCGCUCAAAGGAGUCUUGCCACUACGAACGAGGCACAUGCGGCCGUGCUGCAAGACCAGGAACAACAACAACAACAGCAGCAGCGAGCAACAUCCCUCUACAGCUUCCACGAUGUGUCAGAGCGAGAUACCCUGUUGUCCGAGAUGAGGCACCACCAUGUAUCCUGGACCACGAUUAGCGAUCACUUCGGUAUCAGCCUCGCGGAUGCAUUCAUGACCUACAUCGGCGCUGCUUCCAAGGCUUAUACGCACGGUUGGUCGCCCAGGAUGACUGCACAGGACAUUGAGCAUUAUCUCACACGACGAAAAUGA